This is a messenger RNA of Heterobilharzia americana, 9822 nucleotides long. NCBI's taxonomy places the organism in Eukaryota, Metazoa, Platyhelminthes, Trematoda, Strigeidida, Schistosomatidae. The record is from the annotation of a GenBank genome assembly.
GGCGAUAUAAAAACUUUAUGUGCCACCGACUAACUGCUGCACUAGCUGAUAAUUCCUGCAUCGCGAGGUUAACUAAUCUGGUUCGCUUUGAAAAACUCUCAAAAAACCUUUAACUAAACUAAUCAACACAGUUCGAGGACGUGAUCAUUAGUUAUUCAGUCAACAAUCUAAAUAAAAUUAUGACCCUAUGCAUGACAAUUUCCCUUCUAUAUACACUAAUUUUUGUACUAUUAAAAUUGUCUAAAUUGACCUUUGGACUAACAUACGUCAAUUCUGUCAUAUCAGGAAUACAACGUUGGACUAUUUCAGAAUCUCCGUUUAUAAUAAAAAAUAGUGAUUUGAUCAUUUCACCUGAAGCCAAACUUAUAAUAGAUCCUGGUGUUCAUGUUCUUGUUGGUGCUGGAUUAUCUAUUAAAGUUAAAGGAAUUCUAUAUGCAAAAGGAACUUCAGAUCAUAGAAUUAUCUUCACAAAAUGGAAACCAUCGACUACGAAUUUCUCAACAUCUGAAAAUUACUUUCAUAACACAACAAUAGCAUCUAACAUUAAGACUAUCACUGUGCAACCUUAUCGAAAGAUUAGAUUAGUCAAUGGUAAAAGUAUCGAUCAAGGUGAACUGCAAUUAUGGUUAGGUAAUAAAUGGAGAUCAGUGUGCAGUGAAAAUAAUGAAUGGAGUAAAAUAGACUCUCGUAUAGUUUGUCAACAACUUGGGUAUGCUGACGGAAAUUUUUCUCUUGGUCCACAAUCACUUAAUCAGAUUUCAAGUAUAAGACUUCGUAAUCCUAACUGCUCAGGUGAUGAAUCCAACAAUGAGUUUGGCUUGUUUUCUUGUCCUGGAUUUAAGCAAAAUAUCAUCUAUGGAAGGAAUAUAUGCCACUUACAAGAUUUGGUCAGUUUCAAAUGUUGGGGUGUUAACAGGAAACGUUUUUUUGGAUUCUGGAAAGGAAUAGAGAUUUUUAAUGCAACUCAUAAGGAAAUCAGUAUUCCUGAGGAAUGGGGUGGAAGUCAAGGGAAUACACGUCUAAAUGUGUCUGCCUCCGUUUUUGAAUAUGUUGAUAUCCAGUUUGCAGGUGUAAACGAAUCAUACUGUUAUUCUGCUGCUUUAAGCUCAAGUCCUUAUCCACCAAUUUUGAACAAUGUCAUUUUUGCUAAUAACGCUUAUCAUGCAUUAGAAUUAAUCAAAAUUCGUGGUCCAGCAAUACUUCAAAAUGUCACAACAAGAAAUAAUCAUGGACAUGGAGUGAAAAUCACCUCACUUAUGGGUUAUAUUAGACUACAACAUGUUGUUUCAAAUAAUAAUAAUGGUGAUGGAUUAGAAAUUGAACUGUUAAGUGGUUCAUCUUAUCAUUGGCCUGAAGAAACACUGGAGUUGACGCACAGAGCUUAUUGGAUAUGUCGACUUGGUUCAAUUCCAGCUAGUCCAGUAUUUCCAUUUUUAAUAGUUGCUGAACUACCUGGUCCCACAUUUAAACAAGAGGGAAUGUGUGAAUUUCAUAUUGCUUCAGAUCAAUCAGAUCAACUCAUCACAAUCACUUUAUUGGAAAUCUUUCAUGAUCCAUCAGCUUCUGGAAGACUGGAAAUAUGGGAUACAUUUACAAUGAGUAAAAUCGCAGAUUGGUCAUUAGAUAAUCAUACAACUAUCAAUAGUAAUGCUGAGAAUGAUAUUACAAAAAGAAGAAAAUUAAGCCAACGUCAAGGCUCAGUAUAUCAAGGCAUUUCUUCUAUGAGAAACGCUAUUCUGAUUAAAUUCUUUUGGAGAAAAUCUAUUGAUCGACUUGUCUGUUCACAGUUUGCUAAUUGUAUACGAGCUUUGCUGCAUGUAUCCGUUGGUCGAAGUACAUUAGCUGAAGUGAUUGUUCAAGACUCUAUUGUUAGUGGAAAUCUUCAACAUGGCUUGCAUCUAAUCAAUCCUUGGGCAUAUAUACAUUUAGAGAAUAACACUUUCCAACAAAACCAACAUGAAGCUGGUGUAAAAAUCCAUGGAGGAUCAGCUGAUAUUCUUGUAAAUAAUAAUAGGUUUAUUGAAAAUCAAAACUGUGGUCUUAAUAUUAGUGUUACAGGUGGAUUUAAACAAAUCAACAAUUCAUUGUUCACUAAUAAUUUUGGUCAUGGUUUGGUUGUAUGGAAUUUAAAUCAAAUAAACAUUCCAUCACGCAGUUCAAAUCUUCCAUUGAGGACAAAUGUUCAUUUAUCUAAUUUCACAGGGAAUCAACAUGAUGCAAUCCAUUUUUAUAAUUCUUGUGCAUUCAUGGAAAUCUUGGUGAAUUUUACGCAUUUUAUACAGAAUCAGCGUAAUGCUAUCAGAGUUUAUUCAUGCCUUAAUAAAAGUGUCAAUACAUUAACUAAUUUCACCGUGGCAUUCAGUUAUUUCAAUGCUAAUAAAAGAAAUUCAAUAUUGAUAUCACCAAUGAUUCGUAUGGUUGGUGAAAUAAAAAACUGUACAUUUGAACAACAUCAUCAUGGUGUAAUCUGGAUUGAUAAUGAGGAAGAUAUGCUCAAGUCUCAGUUAUUCCGUCAACUUCCAGUUGACUAUACUAUUAGUCAUAAUGAAUUCAGAAAUAAUCAAGGAUCAUAUGUGGUUCACUUACGUUUAACCGAAGUAUCUGAAUCACAACAUUUGAGUUUAGUUUACAAUCGAUUCUUCAGUAAUCGUGUUCAAAAUCGAUAUUCAUUACUUAAACCACGUUCAACAUGUCCUGCUGUAAUUGUAAUUGGUUCUUCUAAUAUUCAUGUUUGUCGUAAUCAUCUAUGGAAUCCUCACUCUGAUUUCUAUACACUUGCUAAAAUCAUCUAUCAUCCUGUAUUGAAAGACUUAAAUUUAAGAAGUGAUUUUAUCACUUCAAAUGAACCACCAUAUAUACCAAACUUUAUACAAACUUCAUCAACAAAUGAAGCAAUCUAUCUUGGUGGAAGAAUUCCAGUAGAACAAAACAGGGAAGUGAUAUUACAACCUCUUCAUAAUUCAAAAAGUUACUAUCAUGUGACAAAGGAUAUCUUUAUUCCACCAAUGGGAAUUUUAAUUAUUCGUCCAGGAGUUCAAAUCUUUUUUGAUACAGGUGUUGGGCUAUUUUCUCAGGGUGAAUUAAAACUUGAAGGAAGCGUCAAUUCUCCAGUUAUAUUUGAUCAUCACUCUCAAGAAACAAUGAGCAAUAUGAAUCAUUUCAAUAAAUCCACUAACAAUGAUCGAAAUCAUGACAAAUCAUUGAACAAUAAUACUGUACGUCUUUCUGGUGGUAGUUGGUCAAUAAGUAACAAUAGCUAUCAUGGACGUUUAGAAGUGUGGAUUUCAAGAAUUAAUCAUACUACUGGUAUGGAAUACAAUAGCUGGGCUAUAGUAUGUGAAGAUAGUUUCAAUCGAUAUGCAGCGAUGUUAGCCUGUCUUAGUAUGGGUUUAGUAGCCCAUCCAAAAAGUUGGUUCCCAUCAAUCAGUGAACGAAAGGCUACAAUAAAUAAAGCAAAUGAUUUGCUGAAUGUUUCACAAAUUUCAAUGGAUCGUAUAUCUUACAUAGACUGUCAAGGUCAUGAAACAGAUCUAUCUGAGUGUGAAUAUGGUAGUGGGUUUACGGAAGAUACUUCACAAGAAUGCAUAGAUUCUAUGGACUUAGUUAUUAAAUGUCAUCGUCCUGGAUGGACUGGAAUACAUGUGACUGCCUCAGAUCUUGGAUCUCGAACAAUAAUCUCUCAUGUUCACAUACAUCAUGGUGGUCUUUUGGAUUAUGCACGUUUAGAAUAUAUGCCAAGUUUACAAUUGGACUAUUUCAGUGGGACUAUAACAAAAUUAAAAAUUACUGAAAGUGCUUCCGAUGGUCUUGUUUUACUGCAUAGUGAUCCAUUGAUGGGUGUGAAAAUUACCGAAAGUCAAUUUGUAAAUAAUUUUGGUUCAGGGCUACUAGUUCAUACUCCAUGGUUCACUGUAAUUAACUGCAAAGUAACAGGAAGUCAAACCGAUGCUGGAAUUCAUUUUAAUCCAUCAUUAUCAGUCAAAGAUCGAUUUUUAUUUCACGGUGGCAUCGUACCCACUAUAACUUUAUUUCAAGAUAUAAAAGAUCAUACAGAAAAUGUUAAUCGUAUGGUUACAACUCGAAAAUUAGCUGAAGGAUGGAAUGUAGUGGAAACGUAUGAAAAACUACAUCCUACAGGUAUAACAUUUGUCAGUGUACCUGUAGGUAAACAUAGAGAAAAAACUAUCUUUAGGACAGAGUUAACAGCCGACGAUGUACACCAUUUGCAUCAAAUUAUUAUUGACUUACUUGAAAUUCCAGGAGAUACUAGCCUACCAACAAGUAGACAACAAGCAGAAUGUUAUCCUAAGGCAACUAUUGGUCCUUUAAUAACUCAUAUCAAUUCAAUUCUACCAGCAGUUUAUAACACUGCUCAAAAAUUAACUGGAGAUAAAUUUAUGAAUGAAACAAUAGAAGAACUUAUUAUCUAUGAUACAGGAUUUACCAAUUUCAAUCCACUUCAAGUGUACAGUUGGCGUAUACCAAGAGAUUUAACGUAUUUCCCAAUAAUUUCAUCAACAAAUAAAUUGAUUAUUGAACUUCGUGUAGAUGGAAUAAAAUCUGGCCAGUUUUUGUUCGCUAUUCAAACAAAGAAUCUAUUAUCUUAUUCUUCAUAUCAAGAUUCAUUGUUCAAUAUGCAUAACAAUGUAAAUCAUGAGCAUUUUACUACUGAAUCUCGUAAAUUUCAACUAGACAACUUUAAUCCACGUUAUACAUUGAUGCCAAAUUAUCAGGUGGAAAAUACUAUAUUAGAAGAUAAUUUUGUUGGUGCCGUUUUAUAUCAUUACAGUGAUCCAAUCGAUAGAUUUGGAAAUCUAUAUUGGCGCCAUAAACAUGAGACUUUCACUUUUCGAAAUGUUAAGAUAAGAAAAAAUCACUACACUGGUAUACACAUACAUUCAAUGACACAAUUCACCAAUGACUAUUUACACCUUGAUAAUCAAGAAGUCAAACAGUCAGUUGAACGUAUUUCAUUUAUUAACUAUACUAUAACACACUGUGAAUUCUCUUAUAAUGGUUUUGGAAGCUUGUUAGUUGAACACAAUCCAAUCGAAUUUUCAAAUAAUAUUUGGUCUUACUCUAUCACUGAUUGUAAUUUCUUUGAAAAUGGACUAUUAAACAAUAACAAGACAACUUUAAAGCAUCUAUCAACUUCUAAAACUUUAAAACAUGGUUUAAAAUUAUAUCUACCCUUUAUCACAAAUGAAUUUGAUUGGCGUAAUGAGUAUGGAGUGUAUUAUGAUUAUUACUAUUAUUGUCAAAUUCAGCUGUUACGUAAUCAAUUUAACUUCAAUCGAAACUUUGAUUUCCAAAUUUCUGGUUAUUCUGCUAAAGUCAAUAUUGAAAAUAAUCAAUUUUUUGAUAAUCUCUGUGAAAAUACUAUAAUAACUAAUAAAAUUUCUUCAAGUGGACUAAUACAAUUUAUUGGUAUGCAAAAAGAAAUCAUAUUUUCAAAUAAUCAUCUUCUAAGAAAUACGAAUUGUCAAUAUAUUAUACAAUUACAAGGUCAAAGUCAGUCUAGUAAUCCUGUUACUCCUUUGUCAUAUAUGCAAAAAAAUAUAUUUCAUGAUAAUCAAGUGUGUAAAGAUAACAUGAAUAGAUUUAACUUCAUCAAUCCAUGGGAAUGUUAUGUAAUUGGUGUUUUUGGUUCACAGAAUAUAACAAUCAGAUAUAAUAGCUUUAACAAUUGCAAGUCUCUUUCAGAAAGUUAUCCAUGUUAUGAACUGAUUGCUGGUAUACACUCAGUCUUUAUUCCAAAUUUUCUGGAUGCUCAACAAAACUACUGGGGUACAUCAAAUAUUAAAGAAGUUCGUGAACGAAUAUUCGAUUUCGACAAAUGGAAUAGUUUAUCCUUGAUAAACUAUGAUCAUUAUUUAAGUUCAUCUGAUCUAACGAAUAACCAGAUCUCUUCAAAGCUUUCAUCAUUGAAGCAGAAGGAUAUACCAAAAGAAAGGAGUGUCUUGGGAGGACGAAUUGAAGAAAAUUUGUUCAUUCCAGUUCGUUCACAACCCUAUAAAAUUACAUCUGACAUAACUGUGAUGCCUAGAGUAGAGUUGAGAAUCGAGGCCGGUGUAAGACUAGAAUUCGCCCCACAUGUAGGCAUAUUAAUUCUUGGUAGAAUAGAAGCGCGUGGAACACCUAAUAACCCUGUUAUCUUCACAUCCCUAAACAAUUUUCAAGCAGAAAACAAUCAUUUCGCCUCAACUAUGAAAUCUGGUGUUUCAUCUAGAAAGCUCAAGCGUCCUAAUAUUGUUGGUAGUAAACUUGUGACGAAGACUAACUCGCCAGUUGGUAGAAUAACCCUAUCCACUGAAAAUGUUAGAUUAAUCGGUGGUACACAGCCAAAUGAAGGUUUUGUUCAAUUUUUAAAUCAUUCAACUAAAAAAUGGUCUAUCGCUUGUGAUAAUCAAUUCUCUUCACGUGUUGCUCAAGUGAUCUGUUCAGAAUUCAAUAUAUCUACACUGAAUGCAAUUGUACGCUUUUCAAAUUUAUUUGACCAAUAUGUGUAUGGAUAUGAAAAUUCUUUGAAUAACAAAUAUAUAUGGAUGGAAAGUUAUACUUGUAAUGGCUUUGAAAGUCAACGCGCCUAUUGUACUAAACGACUAAAUUAUGAUGCUAUUCGAUGCUUAAAACGCAGAGAUUUUGUCUUUUUGCGUUGUAUAUCACAACAUAAUAUAACUAUGCUGACAAAUAUGAUGAAAAGAAAAAACACAGAAAACUUAUCUACAUUUAACUGGGGUAAUAUUCGUAUUGUACAAUCAAACUCUGAACAGUAUACUAAGGCAUGGGCUACUGUUGGUCAUCAUGAUGACAAUGAAAUGUUACAACAUAAAAAACAAUCAAUACUAGAAUAUGUACACAUAGAAAAUGCUGGUUUACUGCACGGCGAACGUGUACCAGCAGUGAGCAUAACCAAUGCCUAUCCAAAACUUUCAUUCAUUCGAAUUACCAACUGUCUUGGCUCUGGAUUUGAGUUCAUCACUCCGAAUGGUCCAAUAAAGGUUACUAAUAGUACUGUAAGUGGUUGUCUUGGAUAUGGAUUGGGUUUAACCAUACUUAAUGGAGAUUCAACCGAUCCAGUGACAACUGGCACAGAAGAUUCUCAAUCAUUCUACAGUAAUCCAUCAACAUUACCACCUGUAAAAGAAUCGUUAGUUCCUUUACCACAACCAUUAUCUGAAGAACUAUUGUUUCAACGGAAAAUCGAAGAUUUAUCUCGUCUACCCUUAUCUGAAUAUCCACUUCAAGGGGAAGAACAUAUAUCCAGUUUCAUUUCAAUGUGUUCCAGUGAAAGAAUUCUCUCUGUAUUAGAUAGUGUUCUUGUUCAAUUUAAAUAUUCAUCAUGGUCUGAUGGUAUUCAAACGUGUACAAAAGUAUUCCGUUCAGCAGUACCUGGACGACGAUUGGCAUGGAGAUUUUUGGCUGUCAACUUAUAUCAUGAUCCAUUAAUUAAGAAUACCAUUCAACUGUAUAAUGGAGCAAAUUUCAGUACAAGCCAAUUGAUUACCGUUUUAACACGACAUUCCUUGUUAAACCAACGUAUUCCAGUUAGUAGAAGAUAUACAUUUAUCACUUCACCGAUUAAUGAUGAACUCGGCGUCUAUGUGCAGGCUAGUUCAGCUAGUAGUGAUAAGUAUGGAUUUAUUGCAGAGAUUCUUAGUUUACCUUUAUCAGCUGGACGUAAACAACAUGAAAUGACAGACGGGUUCAUAAAACAUGAAAUCGACACAUGUGAGUUUCUUAACAACCAAGGCGGUGGAUUAAAAAUCACUAGUGUUGGCGAAUUCGGACCAGACAUACAUUUAUCAAAUCUUCGACUACAAGAGAAUGGUUUGAUUAUUUUAAAUGUAACUGGUCCACCAGCAGUCAAACUCCAUUUGACUAAUUCACGUAAUCUAGUUUUACAAAAUUCUUAUAUUACCAGACACUCUGGGGAUGUCAUUCAUCUAGUUCUUUUGGCUAAUCAACUAACUAAUGGAAUUCGAGCCAAUUUGACAAAUAAUGUAAUUGUUCGCAAUCAGUUGGGUAGCAUACUUUUGGCUCAUGGUAAUCGUUUCAACACAAUACAAGCUCGACGUAAUUAUAUCGCUCAUAAUGAUUGUGGUCAUCGUACAAUGAUACAUAUUAAUGGUGUAUUAAGUCAACCGUUUGCUGAUAACUUCAUUUAUGAUAAUCGUGCUGAUAUUCUCCUUAUAUGUGAAGGUGAUGAAAAUUUAAAUCAAUAUUCAAUUUAUCAAAAAAACGGCUUCUAUAAUAAUCAAGCAUUAAAUAGCACAAAACGUACAACAAUUUUCUGUAAAAAUUCUAAAAAUUUAUUUCGAUAUAAUUAUCUAAGGAAUAUACUCAAUGAUUAUGAGCUGGUAACUGGAAAUCAAAGUAUAAUCAGUUCAAUGCCUAUACAACCAGGAUCACAGUGUCCAAGCACGCCUUAUUCAUCCUGUCCUCAAGGAUUUCAGUUAAGACUGGAAUACGACGCUUGCAUAUGCUACAGACCAGAUCAAAUUGAUGCACAGUACAAUUGGUGGGGUGAUACAUCAUCAUCCUCGUCUAGCAGGCAAUUACUCCCAAGCGACUCCAUCAAAUCAAUGAAUGUAGGUACCGAUAGAAACUUAAAUCAGAUCAUUUCACAAAUUUAUGCACAAAGUCGGAUUUAUGACCAUAGAGACGAUGCUUACCGUAUAACAGUUAACUAUGCCAACUCGUAUAAGGAUAAUAGUUCUAUUCUAGGCCAGGGAACUUAUUGCCCUCCGAAUUGGGAUUUUCAUGAGUUCAAUUGUUUCUUCUAUUUUGGAGCACCAAUGACAUAUCAAGAAGCGCAUGAUUUUUGUCUUUCUGAAGUUGGUGGAAUCUUAGCAACAUCACGUGAUCGCGUUGACUGGUUGAGUAAACGCUUAUCAGAAUGGCAACAUAACUAUAACUGGAUAAAUCAAUAUACUUUGGUGACUCGAGCAUGGGUGUAUAGUGAUGUUCGUUUCCCUGCUCAUUGUCCUGUAGUACAAAAUGGAUGGUUGGAGGCAUAUCCAUGCAGUAAGAAAAUUGGCUUCUUCUGUCAGAAGGCUCCGUAUGUGUCUUUUUCGGGCGUUCAAAAGGACGUUGUUGCGAUACUCAGUGUACUAGGUGCAGUGAUACUACUCGUGGCUAUAGCAUUGCUGAUAGGAUGGGUCGUCAAGUCCCGCCGCCGAUGGUCGCAAAGAAAACUCACUGCUCAAAACAGAAUAUCAUGGUUGUCGCGUCAAUAUUCACGAAUAGAGAAUGAACAAUAUGAUUCACGGUCGUCAUUGCAGUUGGGUGCUGUCAAUUCUGCGAAGAUGAACUCAUCUUCCGUCAAUCAAAAUCCUCUAGGAAGUGAAUACAGUACUUUAAAUAAAUACAACAGUUAUGAAAAUAGAUUGAAUGUAAAUAUGACAAACAGUUCCAGUAAGAACCCCAUGCUUGGUCGCAUGCAAUUGGCUUCAUUUCAUCAGCCCGUUGGAUGCAACAAAGGCGAUGUAUUCAAUCCCAGUGAUUUUGUUUUUUCCUGAGAAUGUACCAGAUGAGGUUUCCAGUGGAGAAUAUUCAAUUUCAGACAGUUUUACUGAUGGUGACUCAUCAUCUGAAAUGUCAGAAAGUCAACCAGGGGGCUUGAACAGACGUUUGCAAAGAAAAAGUCAUCAUUAUGAUAAUGGGCCAAUAAAGUACCGUGAGGGUGAAGUAAUGGGAUUUGUAUCGACCAAUGUUUAAAUCUACUUUUCCAGACUAAUGUUUAUCAAAAUGUUAAUGUGUAUUUUCUGUAAAUGAAUGCUAUAGAAAUGUUUUAAACUGAAUAUACUAUUUAUUAAACCG